AUGAGCAGAGCAGAUAGUCGCAUCCUCAGACCAUAUGAGGAGCCAUCUACAGAUGGUGGACUUGUCGACUCUCAUGAGACGGGGCCAGCUAAAAUCGCUAAUGGUUCAAGUAGUCGACAGUUAGAAGAUGAACAUCAGAAUCACUCUAGAAAUUUCAACCCGAAUGACACACCUGAAAGAUAUCAGAAUGGGAGAGGUUAUGAGCGCAAAAGCUCUGACUGGACAAGAGACCCAGGUAGAGGAAGGAGUAGAAGUAGAAGCAGGAGACGAACGCCUCCACGCUACCGUCGAAAUGGAUUGGAUCGCAAAGGUUCGCCUCAUUCUCGAGACUCUCGUAACUAUAGUCGAAGUCCAGAACCUCAAAACGCCCGUAAUGGUGGAAGACAACGUAGACAGCAAGAAACACGACCGAAACUGUUUGAUGUGGAUGGUAAACGAAAGGCAGAAAGAGAGAGACAGGCCAUGGAACGUGAAUUACAGCCCGAACCUGAGCCAGCAACGCCACUCGACCCGGCAGAGGAAUAUAAACGUUUAAUGGAUCUCCGUUCUGGAGGCAGAUAUGUACCCCCUGCGAAGCUACGAGCUCUUCAAGAGCAAAUUAUCAAGUCCCAGUCGUCAUCAUCCAAAGAAUAUCAGAGACUCGAAUGGGAUAAGCUUAAGAAAUCGAUAAAUGGUUUGAUCAAUAAAGUCAACGUUGGAAACAUUCGAGAGAUUAUACAAUUAAUAUUUCAAGAAAAUAUUAUUCGUGGACGUGGAGUUUUGUGUCGAAGCAUUAUGAGAGCACAGAGUCUAUCGCUCGCGUAUACUCCAGUCUACGCAUCACUGGUGGCAGUGAUUAACAGUAAAUUACCAGAAAUUGGUGAACUAUUAGUUAAGCGACUGGUGAUUCAGUUCCGAAGAAGUUUCAAACGAAAUGACAAGACAAUGUGUAUAGCAAGUGGUACAUUUCUGGCUCAUUUGGUCAAUCAACAAGUGGCCCACGAGAUUUUGUGUCUUGAAAUUAUGCAUUUAUUAUUACUACAUCCUACUGAUGACUCUGUUGAGAUUGCAGUUGGGUUUGUUAAAGAAGCAGGUCUGUUUUUGUCGGAGAACAGUAGCACGGCUUUCAACGGUGUCUAUGAGAGACUAAGAGUAAUUCUUCGUGAGUCUAACCUCGAAAAAAGAACUCAGUAUAUGAUUGAGACUUUAUUCCAGAUUAUCAAAGAUCAGUUUCGAGAUAAUCCAAGCAUACCAAAGGGUCUUGAUCUGGUAGAAGAGGAUGAUCAAAACAUUCAUAUGGUCAGUCUCGAUGACGAGCUUAAAGGAGAAGAGACAUUGAAUGUGUUUAGAUUUGAUGAUAAAUACGACGAAAAUGAAGAAAGCUACAAACAGAUUAAAAAGGAUAUUCUGGGCGAUAGCGACGAGGAAGAAGAAAGUGAAGAAGAGAAUGAAGCCGAAAACGAGCAGUCUGAGGAUGAGAGUGAGAAUGAAGAUGAGGUUGAGGCAUCCGUAUCGGCAACACAAGAUGUAGCAUCAGACGCAGGUAAAGUCGUGGUGCAGGAUAUGACGAACUCAGCACUUAUCAGCUUACGAAGAACUAUAUAUCUUACAGUCAUGUCAACAAUGUCUAUUGAUGAAGUGUGUCAUAAAUUGACUAGAAUUCAAGUACCCAGCGGGCAUGAGAUUGAAGUUGUCAAUAUGCUGGUAGAAUGCUGCAGUCAAGAAAAGAUAUACAACAAAAUUUAUGGAGGAGUUGGGUCGAGAUUGUGUCGUAUGGGUCGACAAUGGCAAGAUUUGUUUAACAGAGCGUUUGAACACUACUAUGAAAUCAUCCAUCGUUAUGACACAAAUAAACUGCGUAACAUAGCGACAAUGUUUGGUUUUAUUCUUGCAUCUGAUAGUAUGUCGUGGUCUGUUUUCCAAAUAAUUAAGAUGUCGGAAGAAAGCAGCACGUCGAGCUCAAGAAUUUUUGUCAAGCUUUUAUUUCAAGAGAUCCAGCAAGAAAUCGGUAUCAACGAGUUAGUCAAACGACUCAAGGAGCCAUAUCUACAGCAAUAUCUCGUCAACUUAAUGCCUAAAGGAGACGAUCUUGAUGCCACUAGAUUUUCUAUCAACUACUUCACAGCUAUUGGUCUAGGUGCGGUAACAGAGGAUAUGAGAGAGUACCUCAAGAACCUCCCACCGCCCCCACCAGUAACUGACUCUAGAUCCAGCUCACUUUCACGGUCAGAUUCGAGAUCAAGAUCUAGAUCCCGUUCAAGAUCUUUAAGUUCGAGAUCCAGAUCCAGAUCCAGAUCAUAUGACUCGCGGUCUAGGUCCAGAUCUUAUGAUUCCCGGUCUCGAUCUCGAUCAAGGUCACGGUCCUACGAUUCCCAUUCCCGUUCACGAUCACGGUCGAGAUCCAUAUCGUUAUCUCGGUCACCUCCACGUACUAGAAAAAACAGGAGUUUGUCUCGGUCAUCGAGCCUGUCAUCUCAAGGACGAGUACGAAAACGUGCUCGUGGCAGAAGUUAUUCAAGGAGCUUGUCAAGAAGCAUGUCGCAAAGCAGAAGUGACAGUCGAAGCGUGUCUCGAGGAAGAGCUCUGUCCAGGAGCAUAUCGCGAGGAAGAAGUUACUCUCGCAGCUAUUCACGAAGUAGAAGUGAUUCAAGAAGUAGAAGUUAUUCCCGAAGUCGACGCAAUUCCACAAAAAGCUACAGCGAUUCUAGAUCUCGAAGCAGAAGCUACUCCAGGAGUCCGGCUCGAGGACGACGUUAUUCACGACCAUCCUCCACACGGAGAACCAGAAGCUACAGCGACUCGAGAUCACGAUCUGAUCGCUCACGUUCCAUCUCACGUUCUCGUUCACCUUCCCACUCACGUUCCCUCUCCAGAUCUCUCUCACGAUCCCGUUCACGUUCACAUACUCCACCCUCGUUAUCACCCCCACCACCAAAACGCAAAGCGGCAGCUAAGUCCCCACCACAAAAGAGGCACCAAUCGGUCAGCCCACCUCAUGACUCAGAGCCGACUGCCAAACGCAGAGCAAAAGCGUCUGACUAUCUCUAA
Sugiyamaella lignohabitans is the source of this 3027-nucleotide messenger RNA. It is a transcript of the gene CWC22, whose product is annotated as Cwc22p. Gene Ontology annotation, molecular function: protein binding; RNA binding. Bases 1 to 3027 code for a protein of 1008 amino acids. Gene Ontology annotation, biological process: mRNA splicing, via spliceosome. The record is from RefSeq and is a predicted model, not a curated record. Lineage: Eukaryota; Fungi; Ascomycota; Dipodascomycetes; Dipodascales; Trichomonascaceae. Gene Ontology annotation, cellular component: catalytic step 2 spliceosome. The transcript has a single exon.